AUGGCCGAACUCCCCACCCUCCAAAAAAAAAAGCGGUACGCCCUUGUAGGUACGGGAGGUCGCUCCAUCUUCUUCUACACGGCGAUAGCCAAAGACUACUACUCCACCUCGGAGAUCGUAGGCUUCUGCGACACGAACCAAACGCGCCUCAACUACGCCAACUCGAAGCUCGAGUCGCUUGGCCACGGCGCUGUGCCCACCUUCCUCGCCUCUGACUUUGACACCAUGAUCCAGUCCACCAAGCCCGACGAGGUUAUCGUGACAACCAUGGACCGCACGCACAAUAAGUACAUCGUGCGCGCGCUCGAGCUAGGCUGCAACGUCAUCACUGAGAAGCCCAUGACCAUCGACGCGCCGCGUUGCACAGAUAUCUUCGACGCCGUGGAGCGAAGGCGGAAGAAGGUGAGGGUCACGUUCAAUUACCGGUACGCGCCACACAACACCAAGGUGUUCGAGCUGUUGAAAUCGGGCGCCAUCGGCACCGUGACGUCCGUCCAUUUCGAGUGGAUGCUCAACACGUCCCACGGCGCUGAUUAUUUCCGCCGCUGGCACCGCGACAAGCGGAACAGUGGUGGGCUGCUUGUCCAUAAAAGCACCCAUCACUUUGAUCUCGUCAAUUUCUGGCUGCAGACUCGGCCCCAGACCGUGUACGCCCAGGGCGACCUUAAGUUCUAUGGCAGAGAGAACGCGGAGAAAAGGGGCGAGACGAGGUUCUACACUCGCGCUCAGGGAAGUGAGGUCGCCAAGAACGACCCGUUUGCGCUGCAUAUGGAGAAUCAUGAACAGCUCAAGGCCAUGUAUCUUGACGCCGAGCACGAGGAUGCGUAUUAUCGUGACCAGAGCGUGUUUGGGGACGGCAUCAGUAUCGAGGAUACCAUGAACUUGCUCGUCAGAUACCGGAACGGGGCCGUCAUGACGUAUUCUCUCACUGCCUACGCCCCGUGGGAAGGGUUCCGGGUGAGUUUCAACGGCACAGGUGGCCGUCUGGAGCUUGAGGUAGUGGAGAACAGCUAUGUGAACUCUGGAGGCGACCAGGCGAAGGAAGGGUCGAUUGAGAAGACGACGCUUCUUCUCAGGCCGUUAUUGCAGAAGCCGCAGGAUAUUGAGAUUCCCGAGGGCGUUGGUGCUCACGGCGGCGGUGACACGGUACUGCUGAAUGACUUGUUCGGUGAGCCUGUAUCGGAUGAGUAUAUGCGUGCGGCGAGCCAUGUAGAUGGAGCACUGUCGAUCUUGACAGGCAUUGCGGCCAACAAGUCCAUUGCCACUGGCCAAGUGGUCAACGUUGAUGAUGUUUUGAGGAUACCGUAA
Molecule: messenger RNA, 1308 nt
Organism: Pseudomassariella vexata
Lineage: Eukaryota; Fungi; Ascomycota; Sordariomycetes; Amphisphaeriales; Pseudomassariaceae
Exons: 1
Coding region: 1-1308 (435 amino acids)
Molecular function (GO): nucleotide binding
Source: RefSeq, a predicted model, not a curated record